Cyanistes caeruleus (blue tit) is the source of this 1885-nucleotide messenger RNA. RefSeq names its product nitric oxide associated 1 (gene NOA1). The record is from RefSeq and is a predicted model, not a curated record. Gene Ontology annotation, molecular function: GTP binding. Lineage: Eukaryota; Metazoa; Chordata; Aves; Passeriformes; Paridae.
UGCGCCCUGGCCGGGCUGCGGGGAGCCGCGCUGGUGGACAUCCGCCUGGUGAGCGCCAAGACCGGCUACGGCAUGGAGGGGCUGGUCAGCCGGCUGCAGCGCUCCUGGAAGUGCGCAGGAGAUGUCUACCUGCUGGGAGCCACCAAUUCCGGCAAGUCCACUCUCUUCAACACCCUGCUGCGCUCCGACUACUGCAAGUCCCGCGCCCCCGACAUCAUCGACAGGGCCACCGUGUCCCCGUGGCCAGGAACAACACUGAACCUUUUGAAAUUUCCAAUUAUUAACCCUACGUGUGACAGGAUAUUCCGAAGGCAGGAGAGGCUAAAAGAAGAGGCAGCAAAAACAGAAGAUCAGCUAAGCAUUGAAGAAAAAAAGUACCUUAAUCAACUUAAAAAGCAAGGUUACCUAGUGGGAAGAGUUGGAAGAACAUUUCAACAGCAGAAGUCUAGCACUGAGAUUGACUUUGACCCUGACAUGCUCUCCUACAGCAUGGAUGAAGAUCCUAGAGAUCCACCUAAGAAGCAUGAGGAAAGGGAGGAAUUCACUCACAACGAAGUGAAGGAUGCUCGGUGGUGUUUUGACACUCCAGGAAUUGUAAAGGAAGACUGUGUUUUGAAUCUCCUAACAGAGAAGGAAGUAAAGCUGGUUUUGCCAUCACAUGCCAUUGUUCCUCGGACCUUCAUUCUCAAGCCAGGAAUGGUCUUGUUUUUAGCAGCUUUGGGACGUAUAGACUACUUAGAGGGAGAAAAGCCUGCCUGGUUUUCUGUCUUGGCUUCUAACCUGUUGCCAGUCCAUGUUACUACACUGAGUAAUGCAGACACCAUCUAUGAGAAGCACACAGCCCAAGAGUUCCUAAAGGUUCCCAUGGGUGGGGAAGAGAGAAUGAAAGAGUUCCCCCCACUUGUCCCUCAGGACAUUACACUGAAAGGAAUUGGUACUACUGAGGCAGUUGCAGAUAUCAAGCUUUCCUCUGCAGGCUGGGUGGCGGUGACGGCUCACGCGGAAGAGGAAUUGCUGCUCCGAGCCUACACUCCCAAGGGCACUGCGUUGGUGGUGCGGGAGCCUCCCCUUUUGCCUUACAUCAGUACCAUCAGAGGGGCCCGGAUCCCGGGCACUCCUGCCUACAGGACCAAAAAGCCUCCUUCCUUUGUGGAAAACCUAAGAACCACGGGCAGCAGAUAGCGCUUCUCAUCGUUGGAGCAAGGCAGAAGACAUAACAGCCCCUGGAGAACCUUCAGGCUUAUUGGUGUUCAGAAAGUGUUGGACUUGUUUUGAAAGGCCAGCAGGCACAUUUUGGAAAGCAGGCCCUGAGGGAAGCUCCACAAGUCCACAUCUGAUCCAGGUGCUGAACUGCAGCCAUUUUGAAUGAAUUGAGGGGCUGUGACCUUGCUGUGGGAGGGGAAACAGCUUCUCCCUGGGAUCUGCAUCAACGGGCAGAUCCCUUUACCUGUCCUUUCUUGAAAUAUGGGGUGGAAACUCACCUGCCUGACCUGAUCUGACUUUGCUGCUCAUAGAGUAGGUGGUUUCUUGCAGGCAUGCUCCCUCAUGUCAGAAAUCAUCAACUUAUUCUUAAAGUGUUCUCAUAGUUAAGGGGGUGGAGGGAGUUGGAGGGAGCAGGGAAUGCUCCUGUGUGGGUAUGACCCUCCUGGAGGCUGAUACUGAUUCAACAACAUGGACCAAAAGUGGUGUCCUUUCUCCAGCAUCUGGAGCAGAUUAGAGUGUGCAGUAUCCUGCUUUUGGACACAGGAAAAGAGAUUUAAUGAAAAAAAUGUGCCUGAAGAGGAAAGUUUUGCAGUUCACUGCUUUGAUUUGGUUUCUAUAGCUUGGGUACAGGUUUUUGAAACCAAGUGUAUAGAAUAAAACUUUACAAAGAUGCUUUUUUGUU